CGUUGUCUUUUUCCGGUCUACCUAACAUGGCUAACUAGCUCAAGUAGCACUGGUAGCAACUUGGAAAAGACAUCAAGCUUUGUAAAUUUCGGCAGUAUUAUCGUAUCCGACUACUGUUCUGUGUUCCAUCGGGGUGUUUAUUGGACUGUCCGGGCUUUGUACAACAAGAAAGGGGAUUUGGGAGGGUAACACUUUGACUCUGCUUCCUCCCCCUGCCGUGAAGCCACUUCUUGCGCACGUGUUGGGAGACGGCCCAUCUCGAGUCCCCUGGAGACUUCUGGUUUGCCCAGCCAAGAUGUCCUCCAUAUUGCCGUUUACUCCACCGGUGGUGAAGAGGCUUUUGGGCUGGAAGAAGUCGACCAACGGACCAGGUGGAGCCGGCGGGGGGGAACAGAACGGCCAGGAGGAGAAGUGGUGCGAGAAGGCCGUGAAGAGCUUAGUGAAGAAGCUGAAGAAGACGGGGCAGCUCGAUGAGCUAGAGAAAGCCAUCACCACACAGAACUGUAACACCAAGUGUGUCACCAUCCCCAGCAACUGCUCAGAAAUAUGGGGUCUGAGUACACCAAACACUAUUGAACAGUGGGAUUCAUCAGGCCUUUACAGCUAUUCGGACCAAACUAGAUCCCUUGACGGCCGCAUGCAGGUCUCCCACAGGAAGGGGCUCCCCCAUGUUAUCUACUGCCGUUUGUGGCGGUGGCCGGAUCUUCACAGCCACCAUGAACUUCGUGCUAUCGAGGCCUGCGAGUUUGCCUUUCACCUCAAGAAGGAUGAGGUCUGCAUCAACCCCUACCAUUAUCAAAGGGUGGAGACCCCAGUUCUGCCUCCAGUGCUUGUGCCAAGACACUCAGAAAUUCUAACAGAGCUGCCACCUCUGGAUGACUACACUCAUUCCAUACCUGAGAACACAAACUUUCCUGCAGGAAUCGAUCCUCCGAAUAACUACAUACCAGAAACUCCUCCACCAGGCUACAUCAGUGAGGAUGGGGAGGCCAGCGAUCAACAGAUGAAUCAAAGCAUGGAUACAGGUUCUCCAGCAGAGCUGUCUCCCAGCACUCUCUCACCUGUCAAUCACAGCAUGGACCUGCAACCCGUCACUUACUCAGAACCAGCCUUUUGGUGCUCGAUAGCUUACUACGAGCUCAACCAACGCGUAGGGGAGACGUUCCACGCCUCGCAGCCUUCUUUGACGGUUGACGGAUUCACAGACCCAUCGAACUCUGAGCGAUUCUGCUUGGGCCUGCUUUCUAAUGUUAACAGGAAUGCCACUGUGGAGAUGACUCGAAGGCAUAUAGGAAGGGGAGUUAGACUGUACUACAUAGGUGGGGAAGUGUUUGCCGAGUGUCUGAGUGAUAGCGCCAUCUUUGUCCAGAGUCCAAACUGCAAUCAACGGUAUGGAUGGCAUCCAGCAACAGUGUGUAAAAUUCCACCAGGCUGUAAUUUAAAAAUCUUCAACAAUCAAGAGUUUGCAGCAUUGCUGGCUCAGUCUGUCAACCAGGGCUUUGAGGCUGUGUACCAACUCACUAGGAUGUGCACUAUACGCAUGAGCUUUGUCAAGGGCUGGGGAGCAGAGUACAGGAGGCAAACUGUCACAAGCACUCCAUGCUGGAUCGAGUUGCAUUUAAACGGUCCUCUACAGUGGCUAGACAAGGUUCUGACUCAGAUGGGUUCCCCGUCUGCACGCUGUUCCAGUAUGUCCUAAACAACAAAGGAACCCCACCUUCCCAAAAAAAAAAAAAAAAGUCCAAUAUGGAGUCCUAUCUUGGAAAACCCAGCAGAAUGAUUUUUCUGUUUAUAUAUAUGUCAUAGUAUUUGUGACUCUGUUCCAUAUACCUCUAAACGUAUAUAAAUAUAUACACACACUCACGCGCGCACAGGCUCACCCUCACACAGAAUUUUCAGUCGACAAUUUGGCACUUUGUUAGUCAUCUUUGUCAUGCACCUUGUUAAAUUCCCCCGCAUCCGCAUUUAUUAAUAUUACACCAUAGUGUGAUACAAAUGAAAUGAAAAAUACCAAAAAAUAUCAGAAUAUUUCUGAAGUGUUGUGGAACGGAUUUUUUAUUUUUUUUCCCUCCAGCACACACCCCGACUUGUUCUGAGCAAUUAACGUUUUUUGUUUCUCUAAGAAACAUGGCUCGUAAGGAUUUGUGUCAGUUAGCUUGGUGGGACAACAAAAAAAAAAGUGGCAAUUGUGGAAUUGAACUUUUAUAAAAAUUUGAUUAAAUCCACCUCACUGUUUGCUAGGCUUGACCCUGUUUGUGUCGUUAUAAGACAUGCUACUUAACUGACAAAUAGGAUUGUUGGUUUAAAAAAAUGUAAAAAAAAAAAAAAAUCUCCCAAAACUCUAAACAAACUGAAAAGUCAGUAUGUUUGUUAAUUUUUUUUGUCAUUAUAUGGCAGUAUUUGUAUCCAUGAUGAAGUCGAUCUGCAGCCCGGUUUACAAACUGGGCUUGCAAGGGGCACUGGGCAGGAACCAGAGAGUAUCAGCUUUUUUUUUUUUUUUUUUUUUUUUUUGCUUUAUGACACAACACUGGGAGGCCUUGUACUCUCCUUGGGGGGAGGCAUUGACAUGUCUCCCCAGGAUUCACAGACGGUAUCCAUCAUUGGUUUUUAGCCUAUGUCCCAGUUGUUUUGCUACUUUUUUUGUAUUCCCAUGUAUUUUUAUAUAUAUAUAUAUAUACAGUAAAACUCGGAUAUAUCGGAAAUUCGCUCACAACGGACAGAUAAAAAAAGAACCAAUUUUUCUGUAAUGCAUUUCCAAUAAAAAUUCAUUGCAUAUAUCGGAUUUUUUAUAACGGAUUUCGCCUAUUUCGGACAAAAUCUCCAGUCCCGUUCCAAUGCAUUUUCAUUAAAUUUCCCUCGCAUAUAUCGGAUGGACGCAUCGUGACGCUCCGAUUCGCCGAAUCGUGACAGACGGCUAUACGACGUCAUUUGCAGCGUUGCCUGCGCGUCCAGGUACAUUGGAAACAUAGUCAAGGAAGUGCCUUUUUAUAACGCAUAAAAUCCGAUUUACGCAUAUACCGGAUAUAAAUCCGAUAUAUGCGUAAAACGGACAUUUUCCAGUAUACGCAUAUAACGGAUUUCGCUUAUAUCGGACAAAACCAGUGGGAACAAUUGAAUCCGAUAUAUCCGAGGUUUACUGUAUAUUUAUAAAUAUACGUCAAACAUUUCUGUCAUUCGCAUUUUCUAUUAAAGUAAUAUUUUUAAUAACACAGCUGUUUCAAAACUGACCCGUAUAGGCUUUUGGAUCAUUCCUUCAUUUAUUUAGCCCCCACAGUUCAGCUGAAAAAAAAAAGUUCCAUAAGUUCUAUACCCUCUUUUAAAAUUGCCUUUUUUAAUUCUAUAAACGACAAAAAAAGUCAAAAUACCAUUUUCUGCAAUGGAAUUAUUUGGUUCCAGAAACAUGGCCGCUCCUUUCAUUGCAUAACGUAAUUUUUGAAAAAAAAAAAACAAAACAAAACAUCAUGACAGCAGUGUUUUUGUGCUUUGUCCAGAGAUUUAAUAUCAGCUUGCUGUCACUGGCUUUUAAAAAAACUCAUCAAAUGUGAUCACUUUCCUAAAAACAAGCGCUAAUGUGCCCCCCCCCCCCCCCCCCCCCCAAUCCCUGGGACAUUUGGUGUUCAAGUGUAUUGUAUUUGUUCUGUCUAUGAAAUAUAGAAAUACAACAAUUAUUUGCUCUUCCCUUAUUGUCAGUAUGUGGCUGGUGCAAAAGUUUAACCCCCCCCCCCCCAUUACCCCCACCCUCACCCUCACCUUCACCCCACUCCUUGAUGUACAUGCAUUCAUGUCAUGGCACUAGAGAUUGUACUUGAAAUGCACCUAGUGACUUGAAUACACGGAAAUGAUCCAUGUUUCAUAAUUGUAUCCUUGGCCUACAACAUAUGAAUGUGAUUUUAAAAAAAAUAAUAACUUACAAAAACCAAUGUGGACCAUACGUACAUAUACAUAAUAAUAGUACAGUAUGUGUGUAUUUAACAGUUAUUUUUUUUUGCAAAGCAGUCAGUAUAGUAGAUGUUGCAAUUUUACCAAUAGAGGGCGGUAUUCUUAGAGCAGUUUUUUUCUGAACAUGAGCUUCUCAGGCAGGGCAUAUUAUGCAGAAUUAAUAAAACACUAAUAAAGAUUUCUAUUCUCCUGA
Messenger RNA from Doryrhamphus excisus (bluestripe pipefish), 4132 nucleotides. Its product is annotated as mothers against decapentaplegic homolog 2. Gene Ontology annotation, biological process: cell differentiation; activin receptor signaling pathway; SMAD protein signal transduction. Lineage: Eukaryota; Metazoa; Chordata; Actinopteri; Syngnathiformes; Syngnathidae. Gene Ontology annotation, molecular function: RNA polymerase II cis-regulatory region sequence-specific DNA binding; DNA-binding transcription factor activity, RNA polymerase II-specific; I-SMAD binding. The record is from RefSeq and is a predicted model, not a curated record. Gene Ontology annotation, cellular component: heteromeric SMAD protein complex.